AUGACAGCACACGGCCUGGCAGCUCACAGCAUGGCAGCCCACAGCAUGGCAGCCCACAGCAUGGCAGCCCACAGCAUGGCAGCCCACAGCAUGGCAGCCCACAGCAUGGCAGCUCACAGCAUGGCAGCCCACAGCAUGGCAGCUCACAGCAUGGCAGCCCACAGCAUGGCAGCCCACAGCAUGGCAGCUCACAGCAUGGCAGCUCACAGCAUGGCAGCCCACAGCAUGGCAGCCCACAGCAUGGCAGCCCACAGCAUGGCAGCCCACAGCAUGGCAGCUCACAGCAUGGCAGCUCACAGCAUGGCAGCCCACAGCAUGGCAGCCCACAGCAUGGCAGCCCACAGCAUGGCAGCUCACAGCAUGGCAGCACACAGCAUGGCAGCACACAGCAUGGCAGCCCACAGCAUGGCAGCUCACAGCAUGGCAGCCCACAGCAUGGCAGCCCACAGCAUGGCAGCUCACAGCAUGUCAGCCCACAGCAUGGCAGCCCACAGCAUGGCAGCCCACAGCAUGGCAGCCCACAGCAUGGCAGCCCACAGCAUGGCAGCUCACAGCAUGGCAGCUCACAGCAUGGCAGCCCACAGCAUGGCAGCCCACAGCAUGGCAGCCCACAGCAUGGCAGCUCACAGCAUGGCAGCACACAGCAUGGCAGCACACAGCAUGGCAGCUCACAGCAUGGCAGCCCACAGCAUGGCAGCCCACAGCAUGGAAGCUCACAGCAUGGCAGCCCACAGCAUGGCAGCCCACAGCAUGGCAGCCCACAGCAUGGCAGCCCACAGCAUGGCAGCCCACAGCAUGGCAGCACACAGCAUGGCAGCUCACAGCAUGGCAGCCCACAGCAUGGCAGCCCACAGCAUGGCAGCCUACAGCAUGGCAGCCCACAGCAUGGCAGCCCACAGCAUGGCAGCCCACAGCAUGGCAGCCCACAGCAUGGCAGCCCACAGCAUGGCAGCCCACAGCAUGGCAGCCCACAGCAUGGCAGCCCACAGCACGUGGGACGGCGGACGCUCCCACCACUUCUGGCUGAUCAGGGCGGACGCUCCCACUCACAUCUCUGCACGCUUCUACACCAUGUGCCGAGGUUCCAUUUUCCUCAAGCUAUUGCUCGAUGUGCCCGCUUGGAGCUUCUUUAAUGCAGUCCCUUCCACCUACCCGGCUGCCAAGUUGCUCCAUCCGAACGGAUAG
Closterium sp. Naga37s-1 is the source of this 1185-nucleotide messenger RNA. The record is from the annotation of a GenBank genome assembly. Lineage: Eukaryota; Viridiplantae; Streptophyta; Zygnematophyceae; Desmidiales; Closteriaceae.